Messenger RNA from Kalmanozyma brasiliensis GHG001, 1914 nucleotides. Its product is annotated as Lipopolysaccharide-modifying protein. The record is from RefSeq and is a predicted model, not a curated record. The coding region runs from base 1 to 1914 and encodes 637 amino acids. Lineage: Eukaryota; Fungi; Basidiomycota; Ustilaginomycetes; Ustilaginales. The transcript has a single exon.
AUGUCGAUGCAAAUGAGCGAUCUCAAGCUGGAUCGCGGCGACGUCUCCUCCUCGCGUCUCAGAAACAACGCAUUCGCUCCCUACACAUCGGAUGGCAGCGCUGAUGAAUCUAGCUCGCAGCGCUAUCGAUCCGCUUCCCCAAGCAGCACAUCUAUAUAUCGCACUGCUGGUCCGUCUGGUUCGCCAAAGAGUCAGCUCGCCUGGAAGAUCGCUGGUGGUCUCGGCGCGCUGGGCCUCUUAUUGAUCCUCGCUGGACGCCUCGGCGUCUCCCACAAGGGCGUCUCGUCUUACUACACUACAUCGCCCACUGCCAGGUAUCACAAGGCCCGCGAAUCCAUCGACGACAUCCUUGACAGGUGCGAUCAUGCCGAUAUCCAUGACAUCAAGUGCAAGGUUGAUUACGCCGAAAAGCUUGCCUCGGAGCUCGUCGCUCGUCAAUCGCGCACGCUAGAUCAGGCCGUGAUCGAAUACGAGCGCCGUUACAACCGAAAAUCUUCCCCUAGCAUGGAAAAGUGGUUCCAACUUGCUCUCGAAAACAAUGUCACCAUUAUUGACGACUACGACCAGGUCAAUACUGACAUCCAGUUCUACGUCCAGUCCGGCCUCGUGGGCGAAAAGCUCAAAGCCAGACUCCUGGAAGCCAAGAUCGUCGUGGCCGAUCCCGGUCAGGGCCAACUCAGCAUUGUCGACGGUCAAGCGGUCAUCUUUGGUCCCGACCGAGGCUCCCUCUCGGCCACUUCCGUCAUCGAGCUUCUCAAGCCGGUUCAGCACAUCAUUCCCGACUUUACCAUCCCGUUCAACUGGUACUCAGAGCCCAAGAUGCCCCAUCCCACCGCUCGGUCAGAGUCGGAUCCCAUGAACUUGGAAUGGAUAGGAGGCAAAGACCCAACAGAGGCUUUGCAGCGCGCAUGCCCUUCCAAUCAUAUUGCACCCGCCAGAUCCUGGGAUGCUCUGUUAUCUCCUCUCGACUACUGCGAGGACUCUCGUACUGGUAUCGCCCGCCGCCACGGGUUCUUUCAGGCGCCCGACGGAUUCGGUCCGCUCAACAAGCUCGUACCCGUGCUCUCCCGAGCAAAGCUCUCUAACUUCGCUGACAUCAUCGCUCCCAACGUCUGCUACUCGGUUCCGGAUUAUCGAGGCUCGGCGGACCCCGUUUCUUGGGAAGACAAAGAGGACAGUCUAUAUUGGCGUGGCGCCUUCACCGGCUUGGCUCCGACGCCGGAAAAUUGGGCGGGUGGUCAUCGGCAUCGAAUGGGUCGCUACACCAAGCAGCUGCGUGAAGCAUACGCCAAGCUCACCCACGGUGUCGAGCGAGAUGCCUUCGACACAAAAUUUGCCCCUAACAGGACCAUCGUGCCGACGCGCGAUUCUGUCCAUGUCGGCAACAACACGCUUCCGCUGUUUGAUUACAACGACCACGAGCUCGUAGAAACGAUCAAGCGGCUUGGGCCCAACACCUUCAACGUUGGCUUUUACACCUACAGACCCGCCGCGGUCGAGGUGCAAAAGGUCUACUCCAAAUACUUCCCCGUGACCGGCUAUGAAGUGCGCGACACGAUCAACCAUUACAAGUACCUCCUCGACAGCGACGGCCAAUCCAUGUCUUGCCGCUUCUACCACCUCCUCUCGACCAACGCCGUUGUCUUCAAGCAGACCAUCUGGUCCGAGUCGCACGACGAGCGCAUCGUUCCCUGGAUCCACUAUGUGCCCUUGGAUCUCCGUAUCGAGAGCAACGAGCUGCCCUACAUGCUCGACUUUUUCCAGAAUCAUCCGCAGGGGCCCGAAACAGCUCGCAAGAUUGCAGCAGCAUCGGCGCGAUGGGCUCAGAACACGCUGCGUAGGAUCGACGUAUCUCUGGCCUUUGCUCGAGUCUUGAUCGAAUACGCGGACCAGCUUUACCACGCACAGAGCUGA